AUGAGUCUUUCACUAGUCCAUGCGGGGUUGUUCUGUGCAACCCUGGCGCGGUCGGGCUUCUCCGGCGCCAUGCUCCCGCCCUCCACGCGAGCCGGUGCUUCUGCUGCGCUCCGGGCGACGGAAGCGCUCGGAGCUGGUGGGUGCCAACGCUCAAGUCUUGGUGGGUUCAGUGGGCCGUCAGCGGUGGCCGCCCUGUGCACCAGCCUUCCAGUGGCGAGGACGCUGGCACGAAGGCGCAGACUGUCCCGCCCUUCUGGCAGGUGUGCCGCACGGAGGCCGACGCUCUGUGACGAUGGCGAUGAGAUUUGCGAAUUCGUCGAGGACCAGAGAAGCACGCAGCUGGAGCAAGAGAAUGAGGUGCUGAGAGUCUCCAAAGCUUGGGCCGAAGGCACCUGGGCAGCUGAUUGGGGGCCGGAAGGCCCCGUGGGGCUCGGCUGGGCGACGGCCAUGGUGCCCGAUGCGGAUCGAAGGCGAUCGAGGAAAGUGCCCACACGAAGUGACGGUUUUCGUUUUGAUGACGCCUUGACGGCUCAAACAGUUCUCCGAGUGGUUUUGCCCACCGUGGGCGCCGUCUUCGGCGGUGCGGCGAUCUAUGGACCAAUCUGCCUGUGGCUGCAGGACAACCUGGACAUUGCCGACACUGGUCGGGGUCCGAUCUUGCAGCUACUGGCCGUGGACCAAAGCCAGUUCAUGCAAAAUUUCUUGACCGUGAAUGGCCUGCUCUUCACGAUCCUUUGUGGUAAUACCUACACCUCCUUGUACACCCAGCAAGAGGUGCUUUUCCAGGCCUUGUUCAUAGAGGUCUCUGAAGCGAAGAGCUUGCUUGAGCAAGCUUGCCUGGUUUGUCAGGGGAGGCCGUUCUAUCCAAAGAUGUUAGAUGCUGGGACGCACAAGUUGGCGAGGUCGGACCACCGGCCGAGAGAGUUGGUCGAAAGGCAGUCCCGGCAAGAGACCUCACUGUGCAAGUUCUCAGUCUUCAAAGGGCGAAGAAUCUCUGACUCUUUGGUUUCACUGGACAGCAUCAGAGACUACGUCUCCACGGACCUCAGGCGGUUGGACGUCGAGCCGGCGGAGCUGCUGACGAAUCGGCCCAUGGACGAUCCCCUGGAGUAUAUCCUUUAUGCCACUUCGGUGGGAGUGCCUUCCAUCAUCUACGAUACCAUCCGGGACCUGCGCCAGGCGCGCGGCCAGCGUUUGGGCGCCAUGCAGCGGAAGCUGCCGGCCAUCCACUUCGUGCUGUUAUACGUCUUGGGGAUUUUAGAGCUCAUGGCUUUCCCCCUGCUGGGCGCUGGCACCUUUUCCAUGGCCCCGGACGAGAAGAUCCUGAGCAUCCAAGCCCUUUUCUUUGGUGCGAUGAGCGGUGCCAUUGUGAUGACCCUGCAGGUGAUUUUCGAGUUGUGGAAACCCUUCGGCGGUGCAUACACCGUGGACACGGCGCUCUCGCGAAUGGUGGCUGGGUUGGAAGAGGAGCUCCGCGUCCGCAAAGCGCUGUGGCAGCCCAACGACGCGGCGCCCGCGCCGGCCGCCGCCGCACAAUGGCGGGACGACUAUGACUAUGAUCCGCCCUGAGAACCAAGCCGAGGGCUGGCAUUUUUGCUUGCCCAUUGAGCAGGAAGCUACGAAGCCCUAGGAGCACUCCCCGGGUUUCCUCAACGUUGUUUGUUGGUCCACAGCUCAGGUCAAGC
Messenger RNA from Durusdinium trenchii, 1685 nucleotides. NCBI's taxonomy places the organism in Eukaryota, Dinophyceae, Suessiales, Symbiodiniaceae. The record is from the annotation of a GenBank genome assembly.